Rotaria socialis is the source of this 876-nucleotide messenger RNA. Lineage: Eukaryota; Metazoa; Rotifera; Eurotatoria; Philodinida; Philodinidae. The record is from the annotation of a GenBank genome assembly.
AUGAUGAUGACCAUGGAUCAACCUUGUACUGGUUUCGGUGAUUUUGGCGGUUAUUCUUCAUCGGAUCCGUUUACAACGAAUCAAUCGACAUCAUCACCUAUUAAUAGUGAUCCAGAUGUUGACUGGAGUGUAUUUGAGAAUGCUGAACGAUAUUUAUUACGUGAUGAUAGUGCAUGGAUAACACGUUUGAGUAAAGACUUUUGGUGGAAUCUCGAGCGUAUAUCUGAAAUGAUAACUUCAGAUUAUACACCGGCUCAACAAAUGAAUAAUAAUAAUAAUAAUAAUGGUACAUUUAAUCGAUCAUCUUUACCAGCACAAAAAUUUCAACAACAACAACAACAACAACAACAACAACAACAACAUCAACACCAACAGCAGCAACAACAACAUCAGCACCAACAUCAGCAGCAACAACAACAACAACAACAACAACAGUUUAUUCAACCAGUUGCACAGACAAAAGCUUAUUCUCAACAACAAGUACCAACACCAAUGCAGUUUAGUGGUGUUCCACCACGUAAAAUCGUUGGCCAACGCGCACAAUUACCAACAAAUAAUACAUAUCGAAAUAAUUCAAUGUUUAAUAAUGGUUUUGCAUCACCACCACCAUCAUCAUCGUCUUCAUCGUCAUCAUCUGGUUCAACUAUUGUUCGACCAAUAAAUAAUAAUAAUAAUAAUAAUAAUAUUCAUAACAAUGCGAUGAAUUCAAAUAUUAACAUUCCAGAUAAAUCAAAUUUUUUUCAAGCUUUUUCAUCAAUGUCUAUUGCUGGUGGUAAUCAUGAUCAGGAUAUGGAAUAUAAUCCAUUUCAAUCAAAAAUAUCUUUCGAUAAUAAUAUGUGGGGAAAUAAUUCCCAACAACCAAUCCCGUGGCAAUAA